GAAAUAUAUGGCGCACUUGACAUCCACCGAUGGACUCUAAUCAGGAGUGACAUGAUUGUUUGCAUACAUAUGGGGAGGUGCACAACUGCAUAUAUUGGUUGCUCACAUGAUCAUUGGGUCCCCGAAUAGCCCGUCCUAACCUACCUUGCUUACAUGUCUUGCGUUCCGUUGCCUGAAAACAGAUGGACCACGCACUCGCUCACACCACCCAGAAAAAAUAAUUCACUUGUCUGUCUUUUCAAGGUGGGUUAGAGGGAAUUUUGUACUUCUCAAGCAGAGACUCACCUCCUCAUUGUGGGUAUUUCGUAAGAAGUGCUUCUGUGAGUUAUGGGUGAUGAAGAAGAACAAGUUGCUGGGAGACACGAAGAAGCUUCUUGCAGCCAGAGGGGUAUAGUUGAGCAUCCACUUCAAGGGGUAGGAGUUUCAACAGAAAUAGUCGAGGAAAACACAUCAGGAGAACACAUGAGGCAGGAAGCUCUUGUCUUGGAGAUACCAUCAAGAAAUCUAGAAAGGGACAAGUAUGGGACAUUUAACGAAACCCAGAUUACAAGCCCCACAACGAAAAGGGUAAAUUUUUCUCCCUUACAGAGCCCCAAUGUUGACAGAAAUAAGGUGUCAUCAGGCUUCACCCUGAAAAAUAAAUCAAACUUAAGAAGUCUCCUUCCAAAGUUAAGCUUCAAGUAUCGGAAUACUACUUCAGAUAUUGAGAAAGCGGCAAUCCUAGCACUGGGAGGUUCAUCCGUGGAAAUACGUGAGAAGCCUGUGAUUUCAAGGACCCUUUCCUUAACAAAGCUUUUCUCACCUAGAACGAAGAGAACAUCAUCCUUUACUGUCAACCCAGUUGUCCACUCAAAUCCGGAGUCUUUGCAUGGACGGAAUGCUGUUGAUCCACCAAGCUCUUCUAAAGGAGCGGCCCAACUACCUAUUCACCGUUCUCGUUCAGUUCCUUUGCUUAACGACGAAGGGAGCAUAAGACAAUUGGAUUCUUUGGGUGGUCUGUUUCGAGUGGUUCCUGCUACUCCAAGGGGGGCUGAGGGGCCUAUAAGAUCGAGUUUGAUUGCAUCGCCAACUGAUGAUAAUGAUGGAAAUGAUGACGGAGGUGAAAAUAUCCCUGAAGAAGAUGCUGUUUGUAGAAUCUGCUUCGUUGAACUGGGGGAAGGUGCUGACACCCUCAAGAUGGAAUGCAGUUGCAAAGGAGAACUUGCAUUGGCUCACCAAGAAUGUGCUGUAAAAUGGUUUAGCAUCAAAGGUAAUAGAGUAUGUGAUGUGUGCAAGCAAGAGGUUAAGAACCUACCUGUUACUCUUUUAAGGGUUCAAAAUGUUCAGGCCAAUAAUUUGCAAGGAAGUAGACCUAUGCAAGUUGAGGCUGUUCCGUACAGGGUUUGGCAGGAUGUUCCCGUUCUUGUUAUCAUCAGCAUGCUUGCUUACUUCUGUUUUAUCGAACAGCUUUUGGUUGGGAAAAUGGGCUCCGGCGCGAUCGCCGUCUCUCUUCCAUUCUCCUGCAUAUUGGGUCUUCUUGCAUCCAUGACAUCAACAACUAUGGUUAGGAGAAAAUAUGUCUGGGUAUAUGCAACUAUUCAGUUUGGACUAGUGGUUGUCUCUGCUCAUCUUUACUACUCCUUGGUUCGCAUGCAGGCAGUUCUCUCUGUAAUGCUGUCUUCUUUUACCGGUUUUGGAACUACAAUGUGUGGAACUACUAUUCUUUCUGAGGUUUUGAAUUGGAGGAUAACUUGGCUUUCACUUAGAAAUCAGCGGCGGGCUUCUCAAGAGGUCACGAAUCCAGAUCAACCACCGGCGACUGCUGAUCCGAACCAAACAGAUUCUCAACACCCUGAAACUGAAAUGAGAGAUCCAGAAGCUGGGCAUGGCUGUUGAUGUUAUGUGAAGCAUCAGUUUCUCUGCAGUGAUGUCGAAACAAAGGUGUGAUGAUGUACAGAAAAUAUUUCACUAAACGGAUAAAUAUAUAAUAAUGAAAAUAGUGCACAUAUAUAGACUUGAAAAUUUCAUUUGAAACUUUGCUAGGUGGUUGUAGAUUCCUUAACAGUAAAAGACACCAUCUUUGGUGGCUUUUGGACUCUAGAUUGUAAUACUACUGUCAAGUGAGAAUUAAGAGUUAAAUUUAUUCUACAAUGUUGAUAGACAA
This is a messenger RNA of Tripterygium wilfordii, 2143 nucleotides long. RefSeq lists its product as uncharacterized. The transcript has 8 exons. The coding region runs from base 328 to 1875 and encodes 515 amino acids. The record is from RefSeq and is a predicted model, not a curated record. Gene Ontology annotation, molecular function: zinc ion binding. NCBI's taxonomy places the organism in Eukaryota, Viridiplantae, Streptophyta, Magnoliopsida, Celastrales, Celastraceae.